This is a messenger RNA of Glossina fuscipes, 1525 nucleotides long. RefSeq lists its product as uncharacterized. The record is from RefSeq and is a predicted model, not a curated record. The coding region runs from base 266 to 1405 and encodes 379 amino acids. The transcript is spliced from 6 exons. NCBI's taxonomy places the organism in Eukaryota, Metazoa, Arthropoda, Insecta, Diptera, Glossinidae.
CUUUCAACGAUUGCUAAACGCACGACAGACAGAAUACUUUUUGCAGCCGUUCAAUCCUCUUGAUUGGAUUUGUUGUAAUUGCAAGCAUACGAAUCAAAAGGGUUAAUAUUAACGGCAGCAUUUUGUUUGCGGAUUUUAUUGUCAUCUGAAGGCAUCGUCGAUGACACCGCAACAGCUGUUUGACAUGGCAAACUGAUAAGUUAACCUUUGAUGGCAGUAAAUUUAUGGCAUUGAAGUUGUGAGUGGACGGUUAAACAGGUGCAAAAUGACUUCCAUAUUGGAUAUGCAGUCGGGCAAACCGACGUUGUGGGAAGAGCUGAGCAAUUUUUUCGUACCGCUCAAAUUUAUAAUAACCAACGAAAAUUUUGAUUCGUUAUUACAAAAUGUAGACUUCAAUUACCUGACAAAUGCAAUGUUCUGGAUUUUCUUAAUGUUCAGCUUUGGAUUUUUUGGAUUUUAUAAACUUUGCGAGAUUUUCCUCAAAACAUCUACUAUCAGUUACUAUAAACGGAAGCAGUUCGUUCGAUCAAUAUGGAAUAUAGCUUUUUAUGCCGCUAGUUCAUUCUUUUUGUACUUCUACAAUGAGUAUAUGAUUUUACCUCAACUAUUGAAAAAUCAAGGCCGCUAUUCGCUGUUCUACUCAUCGGAGAACCUCAUAUUUUACAAAUCGCAACAAUGUGAAAAAUUUCAAUUUUAUUCAUUAUUCAUAAUUACGUUUUACCUACACGGUGCUAUGCUCGAUUUAAAGGAAUCAGAUUAUUUGGAAACGGCUUCGAAGUCAUUAUAUUUACUAACAUUAAUCGCUAUGGAUGUCUAUAAGUACGAAUAUUAUUUUGUCGGAUUGAAUUUAAAUAUUGGCAUCUAUAACAUCGUCACGGACUUUCUAGUUUUAUUAGCUCUACAAAAUUCAAAAAGAAACUUAAUACUUAAUCAAAUAUUUUUGGGAAUGCGUAUAGCAUCCUGGUCGCAUGUCUUCGUUAGCUUGUUACCCUUCAAAUAUUUAGUGCCAACAUUGUUUGCGAAAAAUUUCAAAUUAAUAUUAAAUAUAGUCGUCUGGCUGUGGUACGGCUUAAGUAUUUGGAAUUCACCGGUAUUGCAAUAUUUUUAUCAUCAAAUUUAUCAUAAUUCACCGACGGAUUGCUGCGGUGAAGGCUCGGCAGCCAAAUGUAUUAUGCUGAAGGAUUCCAGUGAAUAUCGUCAUUUUAAAGCGUUAAAAAAGGCCUAUAUAGAAGUGAAAAUAUCGCAUGAAAAGCUAUGCACCAGCACUUUUUGUAAUAGCAGCGCUACAGAAAAUUCCUCAGCCAAGGCAUUUCAGGCUAUUAAAUGCAUCAUGACAUUGAAACGUAAAUUGAAGCGUAUACGUGAAGGCCGUGGCGGUGAGGUCGGAGAUGAUAAUGAAGAUUGAAGGGUCAUAACUGGAAGUGCGGAAUGGAACGGAGAAUUUGAUCACGUCCAAGGCACAGUGUUUACUUACCGCUCACCAUGAAUUGAAAAACAAUUAUAUUUGUGUGUUAAUUUAAAUAAA